AUGUCAAGUAUUGAUGAUUUGUUCAAGAAGCCAGCUUUACCCAGUCAUAAGCGCAAAUUAGAGCCUACUCGAGAUCCAAAUGAAAUCUACAAAUCCGCGAAAUUGUCCGCGAGUGGCCAUGCGAAAAAUAAUGGCAAACAACCGGCAGUAGAAGAGGAUGAUGAUAUAGAAGCUGGACCUUCCGCUCCGCAUGGUGACGACGAAGAAGACUAUGGACCAGAUAUUCCAGACGAUGAAGAGGGCCGAUUUUUCGGUGGUGGUAUCACGAAAGAUGAAUCUGAAAUAUUAGACUAUAUGGAUGGACAAGAAAGCGCAGAGAUCGUUCCUGAGAAAAUCGACUCGGCGUGGUUACGGAAAAUGGCCCUGAACUUUGAGAAGAAGAUCACGAAGAACGCGGAAUUGAGAGCCAAAUUUGAAAGCGAUCCGCAAAAGUUUAUGGGGAGCGAAGCGGACCUAGAUGCAGAUAUCAAAGCUCUAAGUAUUCUAUCAGAACAUCCUGAAUUAUAUGGAGAAUUUGCGAAGCUAGGUUGCGUUGGAAGCUUGGUUGGGUUAUUGGCGCACGAAAAUACAGAUAUUGCGAUUGAUGCCGUGGAGAUUAUCAGCGAACUUACGGACGAAGACGUGGAGGCCGAACAAGAACAGUGGAAUCAAAUUGUGGAUGCUAUGAUUGAGGCGGAUUUAUUAGAUCUGUUGGUCUCGAAUUUUGCGAGGUUCAAUGAAAACAAUGAAUCGGAUAGGAGUGGUGUAUACCAUGCAUUGUCUGUGUUGGAAAAUUUGGCGUCGAGAAUAACGCUUGCGGAGAAGAUUGGCCAGGAGACAAACAUACUGAAUUGGUUACUGAAUCGAAUACCGAAAAAAGAGUCGCCAGUGAGCCAGAACAAACAAUACUCGGCAGAAGUUAUGGCAAUUCUCCUUCAAUCAUCUUCACUGAAUCGACGGAAACUUUGCAAAUUAGACGGUGUCGAUCUCCUACUUCAAAUAUUGGCAGCCUACAGAAAACGCGAUCCUAUUAAAGGAACCGAGGAAGAAGAAUUCGUAGAAAACGUGUUUGACUCCUUAACCUGCUGUGUUGAUGAGCCAGAAGGAAAACAAAAGUUUGUUGAAGCAGAAGGUGUCGAACUUUGUUUGAUUAUGGUCAAAGAGGGCAAAAUGAGUAAAUCACGCGCACUCAGACUAUUAGAUCAUGCAUUGGGAGGACAAUCUGGCGCAGACGUUUGUGAAAAGCUGGUAGAGGCGGCGGGUCUCAAGGUAGUAUUCGGAAUGUUCAUGAAGAAAAUCGACGGUCAAACCAUCGAACAUGUACUAGGGAUAUUCUCAAGUCUACUGCGUCUACUGCCUGCCAAUCAAGCCGGUCGGCUUCACUAUGCAGCACGGGUAUCAUCUGUAGAUACGGAAAUCCGCAAAGAACAAACGAGACUUGGCGCGGAAGAGAGAGAAGAGAUGGCAGACGAAUGGUUGUCGAGAAGGAUGGACGCGGGAUUGUUUUGCUUGCAGACUGUUGAUGUUAUUUUGGCAUGGUUAGUGGCGGAGGAUGCAGGGGCAGAAAAGAAGAUUCAGGAAUUAUUGGCGGAGAGAGAUGAGGGGUUGAAUUUAUUGAAGGAGACGAUACAAGAGCAAUUGGAUACCCUGGUAGGAGGAGAUGAGGAGGGAGAUGGUGAGGAGAAAUUGAUGAAGGAUAUGUUGGGAACGCUGGUGGAAUUUUUGACUUGA
Botrytis sinoallii is the source of this 1710-nucleotide messenger RNA. RefSeq lists its product as uncharacterized. Bases 1 to 1710 code for a protein of 569 amino acids. NCBI's taxonomy places the organism in Eukaryota, Fungi, Ascomycota, Leotiomycetes, Helotiales, Sclerotiniaceae. The record is from RefSeq and is a predicted model, not a curated record. Gene Ontology annotation, cellular component: spliceosomal complex. The transcript has 4 exons.